AUGAGGCUGAGUACCGGGCCUCUUUCAUCUUCGGUUGGUGAGCAACCAAUAACCAGCACCACCUCCGCCGCAGUUGUUUCUCAUCCCACAACACCAUCAGCUUCAUCUCCUUCCAUGCCGGUCAUACCUUCAUCACCAGCAACUGCUACAUCACCCCCAUUGACCGCAGACACCCAAGAGGAGGAUGUCCCUUCUCCCCAGUCCCCAGACCAUGGGAAUUUGGGGCACAACUAUUCUCCCCCUUCUACAGAUCCCCAAGGGAGGAGGAGUAUCUCCCUCUCGCUUAAAUCCGAGCGGGAUCAAUUGUUGGCCGAGAGGGACCAAAUUGAUGCUCGCCUCCCGGUGUUGGAAGCAAAAGCUGCUGAAGCUGGUGAGUUAGAGGCUCGGCUUCAACAGAGUGAGCAGGAAAUGAUAACCCUUAGCCAAGAAGCCUCUCAGUUAAAUCGCGAGGCUGCCUCCAUUGAACGAGUGAAUAAUUUAAAGGCAGCCUUGAAUUUCAAGACUGCAGAGGCUGCUACUACUGAAGAGAAGCGUGCCCAGAUGGAGGAUAGGUAUAAGAGGAUCAUGGAGCAUAAUAAGGUUCAUAUAACCAAUAUCUGUGAUCUUGACCUUAGCCUUAGCGCAACAAGAUCCGAACGGAAUGGCCUUUCGACUGAGGUUGAUCGGCUUAAAUUAGAACUCAAGCGUCUAGCAGAUUCCCUCAUCAUUGAGAAAACUUAUUCUAUGUAUAGCAUGAGGAGAAAAACCUUGGAAGAGGCCAAAGCGAAUGUCAUUGAUAUUGACGAUGAAAUCGCUAAGGCUCGAGAAGUGGAGUCAACCGCUCGAAGACGCCUUCCGGUUCAGCCUGAUGCAACCGACUCUUCUAGAUCUGGUUCCGAGUUUCCAGGAACCGAGGAGGAAAUUGAAAAAAAUAAUGAUAAUGACCAAGAUCUCGAGCCAGUGGCAGAUCCGCCUACUUCUCCUGGGGGCGCCGAUGCUUCUCUUUCCCCGAGUUCCGGGGGCGAUAUAGUUUAG
Molecule: messenger RNA, 1014 nt
Organism: Nicotiana tabacum (common tobacco)
Lineage: Eukaryota; Viridiplantae; Streptophyta; Magnoliopsida; Solanales; Solanaceae
Source: RefSeq, a predicted model, not a curated record